Molecule: messenger RNA, 2459 nt
Organism: Selaginella moellendorffii
Lineage: Eukaryota; Viridiplantae; Streptophyta; Lycopodiopsida; Selaginellales; Selaginellaceae
Exons: 5
Coding region: 119-1786 (555 amino acids)
Biological process (GO): protein ubiquitination; modification-dependent protein catabolic process
Cellular component (GO): nucleus; cytoplasm
Molecular function (GO): ubiquitin protein ligase binding; protein tag activity
Source: RefSeq, a predicted model, not a curated record
UUCUUCGUAUUUUUCUCCUCUGGGCGAGCGAUCUUGGGUUGGGUUCUUCCAGAUCUUGGGUUCGGUUCUUCCAGAUCUCUCCUCUGUCGGCUCUGUGAUCGGAUGUGUCUGCUCUUGGAUGGCAAUCACAGUAGGGAUUCGAGUAGAGCAUCUCGCGGUUGCUAAUGUGUACCCUGGCGCUGUGGCUCCGCUUGGCGAUCGCUCCAAGCUGAUCCUGGCGCCCAAUCUGCUCUACAAUGGCAGCGUGAGGAGCACACUCAAGGAGUUUGUGAGGGACAAUCUCUUUUUUGGAGAGGAGCAGCAGCAGCUUGUGGCGCCGCUCUUCACGAGGCUGAGUGAGAGUGUGCCAGUGGAGGAGGUUUACAAGAGGUACGCUUGCCAGGCUGAUAGAGACGAGUGUGAGCUCUUUGUGGACGAAGAGAGUCUCACAUUCUUUGGGAGAGAGGCUGGGAAGACUGUCGAUCUUCCGGACGAUGCCAAGCUCCACGACUACAACAUUCUCGACAAAUCCAUCGUUGAGCUCCGGAAAGCUCCCCAGCUUCUUUCGGGAAGAGGUGGUCGCUUGUUCGUGGAGACCAAGGAUGGGAUUCUGCCUUUGCAAGGCAUCUGUGGUGAUACGCGCGUGUCAGCUCUCAAGGAUGCCAUAGAAAAGCACACGGGCAUUCUAAAGUCACGGCAACUUCUGUCCUCCAUCGGCUGUGUCAUGCACGAUGAGUUUUGCAUCAAGGAUUUCGAUGGUGUUCAUGCAAUCUACGAGGAUAGCAUUGUGGACUUGACUGUAUCAGGGGAUACGAACAACGAGCAAGCACACAGGCGUAUGCUCGUUACUGUCAAUGUGCUGGGACACGAGGAGUUUCGCUUGAUCGUCCAAGGCCGGGACCGCGUGCAAGAUGUGACGAACAUUGUUGAAGCUCGUACGGGGAUUCCGCAAUGGCAACAGCGCAUCAGUUUCUCAGGCAACACUUUGCAGGACAAGAAAACGCUGGCAGAAUACUUCGUUUGCCCUCAGUCUACUCUACAGGUUGCUCCUUUCAAAAGUCCCUUGAAGUCGUCUUUCAAGGCUGGAAAGCUUUUUCACGCAGCCUCGGAGAACAGGGACGGCGAUCCCAGCUACACUCCAGCUGCAAGGAAGCUGAAGAUGGUGCGUACUUGCAAAGGAGUUGUGGCUGGAACUAUAACCAUUCCAGUACUAACAUCAGACACGGUCGGAGACCUGCGGAGGAAAGUGAAGCGCUCGCUCAGGCCGCUGGAGGAAACCAACUUUUCGAUUGGAACUCCUCCCAGGAACAGCAGUGCCAGCGUGAACUGUUUGACUGGACCGAGUCCUCUGAAGCCACGGCCCGCAAACAGCGCUCACAAACUUCCGCCGCCACCACUAGCUGACACACCCGAGAGGUUUGAGACACCCCGUGCUCGUCUUCCUGCGUCCCCUCAGACUCCACAGAGCUGCUACGUGACGCCACCAAUGUCACGGUCCAAAUCCCGCAGCGCCGCUGCUGGUGCUGGCACGAUGGAAUCGCCGGCUCGAGGAAGCAAGUCAGGUGCUCGUCGUUUGCUCAAGUUUGGCGGAGGAGGAGGCUCACCUCAACAACACCACCAACAACGCAGGGGUAGUAACCAGGUGGUGGCCAGCGACGAGAACAAUGGUAGCUCCGUGGAGGACAAGAUCAACAAGGCCCUCGUCCACAUCGUGAGCAGCACCGGCGUGGUGGAGAGCGCUGCUGCUACUGACCAGAAAAAGGGGAUGGGAGCUUGGCUCAAGCAGAUAAGAGCUGCUUUGCGCUGAGCGACGAGAACGUAUCACCCACUCUAAAGCCAACUUACUACGACUACUACUACUAAACCAGCAAUCUAAUCAACGAAACCAAUCAUCGGAACUAAAGUCAACUUCCACUUCGAGGUAACAAAGUUCUUCCAUUCUUUCUUUUAGAGACUUGCUUGAUUCUACCAGGACUGCCGCUGGGAUCUUGGAACGCAACGAGAGAACGAGAAGAGCACACAGACAGACAGGCAACAGGACCAUUUGUGUCAAUGUUGGUGGGUUCUUUCUUUCGGCCAUGGUGGUUACUGUACAAGUCUUCGGCUGGUUAAAGUCUACACCUGACACUCGCGUUAAAGGAGAGAGUGUGGCGCGGCUCGUUGGGAGAAGCUUCCGCGAUGAGGGAGCUGCUUGUCUGCUUCUGGAUGAAAAUUCCCAGAGCCUCGCGCAUCCAAUUGUGGUGGCACCGCUCCAGCGUUAUCUUCUCGAUCUCGUUGAGGUCAAUCUGGGUGAACAGAGAGUGGUGGUGGUAAGUAAGCUAUGGAGUCUUUUUCGUCUUCUCUUCUCCACACAGAGAGAGAGAGAGAGGAAGAGAGAUCUGGAUUGCGCUUACCCAUACUCUCCCUCGGUGUUGCUCCGGCCAUGUAUCCAGCUCUUGGGUCACCUCGAGGAGGAACAUGUGAACUUCGCAAGCGCCGUC